Olea europaea var. sylvestris is the source of this 2676-nucleotide messenger RNA. RefSeq lists its product as uncharacterized. The record is from RefSeq and is a predicted model, not a curated record. NCBI's taxonomy places the organism in Eukaryota, Viridiplantae, Streptophyta, Magnoliopsida, Lamiales, Oleaceae. The transcript is spliced from 7 exons. Gene Ontology annotation, molecular function: zinc ion binding. Bases 1003 to 2472 code for a protein of 489 amino acids.
AUCAUUAUUUUUUAAGUAGUUUCCAUUUGCAAAUUAUAAUUUUAUUUUCCAACGAAUUUACACAAAUGCACUGAUGAUCUGAUGUCUUUUGGAAGGAAAAAAACAAAAAAAAAUCUAUAAUGCAUGAUAUAAAUAUGUUUUGAGGUCAGAAUUUGAUGUAUUUUCUGUAGUUUAAUGGCGAUUGGUGUACUCUGCGCUUUUCUGCGAGAUCUGAGAAAAUGAGAGAGCAGCAGCUAAGAAGGGUUUCACUAUUUAAAGACUAAUUCAAUGAAAAAGACAGUAAUUUUCUUUAACAGAAAGGGCUUCUUAGAUAGAAUGAAUGACAGGAAUUAAUUAGUGUCGGUGUUUUUAUUGGUGCAAAUUUAAAAUAAAUUGGAAGAGAAAUAGUAACAAAUGCCAUAUCAGCUGAAGUAUACAAUUUCCAAAAUCUCGAUUUUUAGUUUUGCAAAUUUUACUUCUUGAAACAAAUUAUCGUCACUUAGUUCGAUAAGAAAUAUUUAGGACUAUUAACAGUACUUUCGUGGCUGCAGCUUUUUAUUCUUUACAAGUAGAGGUUUUAGUACUAGUGCUAUUUCGCAAACAACUCCCAUGAAGAGACUGGUUUCUGGAUUUUCUUCUAGCGGGCUUAAAUGUGAGCUGUGACUAUCUUUGAAUUCUUGGUUGUAUUGAUAAAUAUGAAAAAAAAAUGUACCGUCUAUAAUAGUUUGCUUUUAGAUUUGAUGGCUAUUUAAUAGGGCAUCAGCGUAUGAAAUUUCAUUGCUACCUAUGAUGAUAAUUGGAUGCAGUAGACGUCUGGGAAAAAUAAGUAUAGUAUGUAUGUGAGGGAGUAUGGAGACGACACGGUUCAGUUACGUUGUGGUCAUUCAAUGUUUAUAAAGUUGGUUUUUUCACUUCGGUCUUUUAAUCCUUUUUUUAUUUAAUACAAGAUUAUGAUACAUCCAAAUGUAUUUUGAUCUUGCACACGUAUGUUGUUAGAAAGAAGAAAGAGAAGAAGCCACCUUAAUGCAGCAGAAUACAAGACGACCGAACCUCUCAUCUUUGGAAAUACCUGCGCGGUCUCUGGAGAGCACAUUGUAUGAUUUCGCUAGAAUAGAUAUUCCAAGUCCUACUUCUACCAAAGCAGGCUUGCCUCCUAGACCGAACUCUGCAAAAUUGAUUUCAUCUGUUAAAAAUUUGCUUCCCCAAAGGAGUUUCAGGGGUAAACACCCAAUUCAGGAUGGUGAGAAGACAGUGCUUAUUAUCCCAGAUACACCAAAAUCGGGCAAACCUUCAACUUCAAGGUCAUUUUCACUAAACAAAUUCUUAUUCUCUUCAUCAACAAAAACUCAUUCUUUACCUGUGACACCAAUGGCGAACGUUGAACCUAAGCCCUCUGAGGAAAAUAAUGUCGAUGGCAAUUAUAAACUACCUAAAUAUGAAGUUCGAAAGCACAUGACACGCUCGUUUUCAGUUCCUGUACAUGUUAGAACCAGAAUCUUAAGGCAGACAGAUUCACCUGGAGGUUUGAUACGUGUAAUAUCUGCAGUCCAUCGGUCUGCAACAUAUGAGAGUGCCUCCGUAGAUAUAUCCCAAGAAAUAGAAGCCCAGGAUGAUACUGGUGAAGACAUUCCAGAAGAAGAAGCUGUGUGCAGAAUUUGUUUUAUCGAGCUUGGUGAAGGAGGUGAAAUGCUCAAGAUGGAGUGCAGCUGCAAAGGAGAUCUUGCACUUGCACACAAGGAGUGUGCUGUGAAGUGGUUUAGCAUCAAAGGUAACAAGACCUGUGAUAUUUGUAAGCAGGAUGUCCGUAACCUUCCGGUAACAUUAUUGAAGAUUCAAAAUCCUCCAACUGUCGUAAGAAGGUCUGCAGCUGUACCACUACAGAGGGAAAUGACUUCUUACAGGCAAGUUAAGCUAAUACAUGCAUUUGUGUUGUCAUUUUUACCCUUUCGAAAAAGUGAAGACCAAAGGAAAACUUGCACACCAUCACUUCGUAAUACAGCAAGAGGGAAAGGCUUGCUAAUACAGAGGAUUGAAAGAGACCAUAGAGAUUCCAAUUGGUUUAAACUGAAACAGGUGUCCGACAUGGGACCUCGGGCUCUUGCCAUCUCUUUGCCUUUCUCUUGUGCUUUGGGUCUUCUCUCAUCCAUGAUAUCUUCUACUAUGGUGAGCAAGAGUUACAUAUGGGCUUACGCAUCGUUUCAAUUUGCGAUAGUGAUCCUAUUUGCACAUAUAUUUUAUUCUGUGCUCAAAGUAAAUGCUAUUCUGUCCGUGUUGCUUUCUUCUUUCACUGGGUUUGGAAUUGCAAUUAGCACUAAUUCACUUCUUGCGGAGUAUUUGCGAUGGAAAGCAAGUCGUCGUCAACAGGCUUCCCGACAGAAUAUAAAUGGUGGCGUUGAACUUCAUCGCCAACAUCAGCAAAGACGCCAACACCACCCGUCUCCCCAAAAUCAUCGUCGUCAUAAUCUACAUCAAAAUCAAGAGCAGCAAACAUAGUUUAUCUGUUGGAAUAGUUGAAAACACUAGGCAGGUGCAGUGUACGAGCAAGUAUAAAUAUCAAAUUUUAGGUGUUUUGUAUUGUAGUAGCACUUGUUAUAUGUCCUUUUUGAAGUUUGAAGGGGUGAAUAUGACACCAAUUUUUGGGAUUUAUCUUUCACCUUUGUUAUUAUUAAUGAUAAUUUCAAGUUUUAACAUUUCAUA